GAUCUGUGACCCACGGGCAAGGGUUGCACAGAGGCACCACAGAGAGCCACCAGGAGAAAGCCACUGAGAGCCACUGCCACCGUCACCCAGGGGGAACUUUGUCCCCAGCAGUUCUGAGCACGUGGCAACGGGGACGUUGGUGCCAACCCAAUCCUUGGUGUCACCACCCGCCCUCGGUGCCACCCCGUCUCCCCAUGGCGUCCCUUUGGGCCGUGCUGGUGCUGCUGGCUCUGGCUUCGGCGCAGGAAUCGCUGCUCAACAUCUGCAUGGAUGCCCAGCAUCACAAAUCCGAGCCGGGUCCCGAAGGGCUGCUCUACGGGCAGUGCGUCCUAUGGAAGGACAACGCUUGCUGCACGGAGAACACCAGCGUGGAGGCGCAUCGGGACCAGUCCUACCUGUACGGCUUUAACUGGGAUCACUGCGGGGCCAUGGCGCAGCGCUGCAAGAGGCAUUUCAUCCAGGACACGUGUCUGUACGAGUGCUCCCCAAACCUGGGGCCAUGGAUCGACCAG
This is a messenger RNA of Lagopus leucura (white-tailed ptarmigan), 512 nucleotides long. RefSeq names its product folate receptor alpha-like. NCBI's taxonomy places the organism in Eukaryota, Metazoa, Chordata, Aves, Galliformes, Phasianidae. The transcript has 3 exons. Gene Ontology annotation, molecular function: signaling receptor activity. The record is from RefSeq and is a predicted model, not a curated record. Gene Ontology annotation, cellular component: external side of plasma membrane. The annotation marks the transcript as partial.